AUGCCUUGCCCAUCGAAACUGGAUGACUUGAUUUUCUUUGUGAAUGGGAGAAAGGUGAUAGAGAGGAAUGUGGACCCAGAAGUCACUCUGCUGACCUUCUUACAAAAGAACUUACGCCUCACAGGAACCAAGUACGCCUGUGGAGGAGGAGGGUGCGGAGCCUGCACUGUGAUGGUGUCGAAGCGUGACCCGCUGUCCGCGAAGAUCAGACACUUCUCCAUUACUGCAUGCCUGGUGCCCAUCUGCUCUCUGUAUGGGGCUGCUGUCACCACCGUGGAAGGUGUUGGAAGCAUCAACACCAGGCUUCACCCAGUGCAGGAGAGGAUUGCCAAGAGCCAUGGCACCCAGUGUGGGUUCUGCACCCCUGGGAUGGUGAUGUCCAUGUACACGCUGCUUAGGAACCACCCGCAGCCCUCAGAGGAACAGCUCAUGGAAGCCCUGGGAGGUAAUCUGUGCCACUGCACUGGGUAUCGGCCAAUUCUCGCAAGUGGAAGGACCUUCUGUGUGGAGUCAAAUGGCUGUCAACAGAAAGGAACAGGAAAAUGCUGCUUGGAUCCUGGAGGAAAUGAUUCUUCCUCACUCCGCAGGGAAAGUGACAUUUGCACAGAGUUAUUUGCAGAAGUUGAGUUCCAGCCCUUGGACCCUACCCAGGAGCUCAUAUUUCCCCCAGAACUCUUGAGAAUGGCAGAGAAGCCAUAAAAACAAACCCUGACCUUUUGUGGAGAGAGGGUUACCUGGAUCUCCCCUGGCACCCUCAAGGAUCUCCUGGAGCUGAAAGCCAAACAUCCUGAAGCCCCUCUCAUCUCGGGCAACACCUCACUGGGACCUGCAAUGAAAUCUCAAGGACAUUUUCACCCAAUUCUCCUCUCUCCUGCUAGGAUUUCUGAGCUCAGUAUGGUAUCCAAAACAAGGGAUGGACUGACAAUAGGUGCCGGCUGUAGUCUGGCCCAAGUAAAAGACAUUUUGGCUGAGCGAGUUUCCGAGCUUCCAGAGGAGAAAACUCAGACAUACCGAGCCCUCCUGAAGCACCUGAAGAGUCUGGCGGGCCAGCAGAUCCGGAAUAUGGCAUCCUUAGGGGGACAUAUUAUAAGCCGGCACUGCUAUUCGGAUCUGAAUCCAAUUUUGGCUGUGGGCAACGCUACCUUCAAUCUGCUAUCAGAAGAAGGUACACGCCAGAUUCCUCUAAACGAACAUUCUCUUGGCGGGUUGGCAAGUGCAGACCUUAAGCCAGAGGAAAUUUUGGAAUCUGUGUACAUCCCACACUCUCAAAAGUGGGAAUUUGUGUCAGCCUUCCGACAGGCUCAGGGCCAGCACAAUGCCUUGGCCGACGUGAGUGCUGGCAUGCGGGUCCUCCUCAAGGAAGGCACAGAGGCCAUUGAGGACCUGAGCAUCUCCUACGGAGGGGUUGGGGCCGCCACGGUCAGCGCACAGAAAUCCUGCCAGCAGCUUGUGGGGAGGCCCUAGAAUGAGCUGAUGCUAGAGGAAGCUUGCAGGCUGCUUCUGGAAGAAGUCUCCCUCCCAGGCUGGGCUCCAGGGGGGAACGUGGAAUUCAAGAGGACUCUGGUGGUCAGUUUCUUCUUCAAAUACUACCUGGAAGUUCUGCAGGAACUGAAGAAGCUAGGAAAGCUGAUGCCUGACAGCCAUCAUUAUCCCGAAAUUUCAGACCAAUUCCUAGGUGCUCUAGAAGAUUUCCCUGUCACAGGACCCCAGGGAGUCCAAAGGUACCAGAGUGUGGAUUCUCACCAAUCCCUCCAAGACCCAGUUGGACGUCCCAUCAUGCACCUAUCAGGUCUUAAUCAUACUACAGGUGAAGCCAUAUUUUGUGAUGACAUUCCAAUGGUGGAUAGAGAACUUUUCAUGGUUUUGGUGACCAGUACCAGAGCCCAUGCAAAAAUCAUAUCAAUUGACUGGUCUGAGGCCCUUGAACUACCUGGGGUGGUUGAGGUGAUAACAGCUGAGGACAUUCCAGGCACCACUGGCACUGAGGAUGACAAGCUGAUGGCUGUAGAUGAGGUGCUUUGCGUGGGCCGCAUCAUCUGUGCUGUGGUUGCAGAGACAGAUGUACAGGCAAAGGGUGCAACUGAAAAGAUAAAGAUCACCUAUGAAGAUCUGGAGCCAGUAAUCUUCACCAUCAACGAUGCCAUAAGGCACAACUCAUUCCUAUGCCCUGAAAAAAGACUUGAACAAGGAAACGUUGAGGAGGCAUUUGAAAAAGUUGAUCAAAUUAUUGAAGGAGAGGUCCAUGUUGGAGGACAGUAACAUUUUUACAUGGAAACACAAAGAGUGCUUGUUAUUCCGAAGGCAGAGGACGAAGAACUGGACAUUUAUGUGUCAACACAGGAUCCAGCCCAUGUGCAGAAAACAGUGUCCUCUACUUUAAACAUCCCCAUCAAUAGGAUCACCUGUCACGUCAAAAGGGUGGGUGGAGGUUUUGGCGGGAACAUAGGAAGACCAGCCGUAUUUGGAGCUAUUGCAGCUGUGGGCGCGCUUAGAACUGGUCAGCCCAUUCGUCUUGUUCUUGGUCGUGAAGAUGAUAUGCUAACAACAGGGGAGCACCCAUUAUUUGGAAAACAUAAAGUGGGAUUCAUGAACAAUGGGCGAAUCAAAGCUCUGGAUAUUGAGUGCUUCAUUAAUGGAGGAUGCAUGCUGGAUGACUCUGAGCUGGUAACAGAAUUUCUCAUAUUAAAGCUGGAAAAUGCAUAUAAAAUCCGCAACCUCAGGUUCCAGGGCCGUGCAUGCAUGACAAAUCUACCAUCUAAUACAGCCUUUCGUGGAUUUGGCUUCCCACAGAUUCUGAUAACAGAAUCUUGCAUCACAGCUGUGGCAGCCAAAUGUGGCCUUCUGCCAGAAAAGAUUAGGGAGAAAAACAUGUACAAAACAGUUGAUAAAACCAUCUACAAACAAACGUUCAGCCCUGAGACCCUGAUCAGAUGUUGGAAUGAGUGUCUGGACAAGUCUUCCUUUCACAGCAGGAGAAUGCAAGUGGAAGAGUUUAACAAGAAGAAUUACUGGAAGAAGAAAGGCAUGGCAAUCAUCCCCAUGAUGUUUUCAGUCGGCUUUGCUGCAACAAGCUAUCAUCAGGCAGCUGCUCUUGUUCAUAUCUACACCGAUGGCUCUGUAUUGGUCACACAUGGAGGCAACGAACUGGGACAAGGUAUUCACACCAAAAUGCUGCAGGUGGCCAGCUGUGAAUUAAAAAUACCCAUGUCUUCUAUGCACAUCUGUGAAACAAGUACGGCCAUGGUGCCCAACACCAUUGCUACAGCAGCUUCCAUUGGUUCGGAUGUCAAUGGCAGGGCUGUGCAGAACGCUUGUCAGAUCCUUCUGAAACGCCUUGAGCCCAUCAUUAAGAAAAAUCCAGAAGGUACAUGGGAAGACUGGGUAAGUGUUCCACUCUCUGCUUUUGAACAAAGAAUCAGUCUUUCGGCCACUGGAUAUUUCAGGGGCUACAAGGCUUUCAUGGACUGGGAGAAGGGAGGAGACCCUUUUCCGUACUAUGUCUAUGGAGCAGCCUGUUCCGAGGUUGAAACUGACUGCCUGACAGGAGAUCACAAGAAAAUCAGAACAGACAUCAUCAUGGAUACAUGUUGCAGCCUAAAUCCCGCCAUUGAUAUUGGGCAGGUUGAAGUUUCCUUUAUUCAGGGAAUGGGCCUUUAUACCACUGAAGAGCUGAAAUAUUCCCCAGAAGGUGUUCUGUACUCUCGAGGCCCAGAUGAGUACAAAAUUCCAACCGUCACUGAUGUCCCAGAGGAAUUCAAUGUCUCCCUGUUGCCAUCAUCACAAACCCCACCAACCAUCUAUUCAUCCAAGGGCCUGGGGGAGUCCGGGAUGUUCCUGGGCUCAUCUGUGUUCUUUGCCAUCACUGACGCGGUGGCCGCAGCACGCAGGGAAAGAGACAUAGCUGAGGACUUCACAGUGAGGAGCCCAGCAACGCCAGAAUGGGUUCGAAUGGCUUGUGCAGAUCGGUUCACAGAGAUGAUCCCAAGAGAUGACCCAAAGACAUUUAAACCUUGGUCUAUCCCUAUAGCGUAACAUUGCUGUCAUUUCCUAAAAGGUGUUUCAGUUUUUCACAAGUAAAAAGGUGAUUUGUUAAUCCAAACUGGUAUUCUUAUACUGUGGUGGAAAAAAGACACAAAUUUUAGAAACACUAUUCAAGUCUGAUUAGGUUAAAGAUUAAUCACUAUUUAUAAAUUAUUUACUUAGACUUUCUAGGCUAGAGGCCACCAGACAAAUUUUGCAAUAUACACAAUAGCCAAGUUUAAGUUUGAUUUGUUUCUGAAGAUAUCAUGUAAAUAUUGCUCUAAAAGCAAAUUGUUUCUUUCUGUGUCCAUCCAAUCUAACUGGACUAGUAAUGCAAGUUACAAACCUAUAAUGAAAGACACUUCUCAGUAAAUAAAUAUGUGAUUAGGUUUUGUUUUGUUCCUACUGUGAAUUAGCUGUGGGUCUGUGCAUGAGCAUUUGACAGCAAAGGAGUGGUAUUUUAGUCAUGUAGGUCAGCUAUUCAACUGGUUAACAUUCUUUUGGAAUUUGGAGAUAAAAAGGCAAUGUAAAAACAUAUUCAAUGUAUUAUCAUAAAACCCUUUAAUUUUUUGUGUAUAGAAAAUAUCUGAUCUAGUAUCAGUUUCAGAAAUACUUCCCUGCUCAGUUUCCCAUAUAUUGAAGGGAGUAACACAGAGCAAAAGAGUUCUAAAUUGUAAUCAUCCCAACGUUGUAGUUUAAAACAUGUGGGAUCCACCAAAUUCCAUUGAUCUGAGUUUUUGAGGCCAUCAGAGGAGAAUAUGAAUUAGGCCUUAUUUGACCAGAAAGUCAGGAGGUAAACUGACACUCUGUCAGCCAGAGUUUGCAUGAUGAAGUCACCAAGCCACCAUCUGCAAGGACUCCAGAAGUGAAUGAGCGAUGGGGGGCUGAUCUGAGAGCACUGGGUGACGUGGAGGCAGAGAUCAGGCUUGCGGUAGGGGAGGCUAUAGGUCGCUGGAGGCAGUGAGCACAUCUGUUGAAGGGACUGGGAUACGGUUGUGCACAGGCCUGUCCACUGACUUUGGAGGCUUCACUAGGGCCACAGAAGUUUAAGGGAAGAAGUGGGACUGAAGCACAAAGAGAAAGGAGACUAGAACAGAGAAGUCAUAGGCAGGACAAAAAAUUACACAAGGUUUUUGCACACAUAAGCAGAAGAGCUUGGGAAUUUAGUGGGAGUAGCCAGGGCAAAAUAAGCUGAAAGUAAAAAAAAAAAAAAAAAAAGUUUUGGCUCUCAGAAAUAAAAUCCUUAACUGUGUAAUCUAAUGUGAAUAUAAGAAAUUUGUUUUGGGGCACCUGGGUGGCUCAGUCAGUUAAGUCAUAAUGGGGGGGUCCUGAGAUCGAGCCCCAC
Molecule: messenger RNA, 5365 nt
Organism: Callorhinus ursinus (northern fur seal)
Lineage: Eukaryota; Metazoa; Chordata; Mammalia; Carnivora; Otariidae
Source: RefSeq, a predicted model, not a curated record